AUGUACGCGAAAACCCUAGAUCAAAUAUCCGAUGAGGACAGACCCUUUGUUCGGGAGGCGCUCUUCUGGACCAGCUUUGCGCAGGACCACCUUUUCGCAGACGAAUUGCUCACACUGGACGUCCUCAACGAAGUAGUGGUACUUGACGAAGAGUGCACAACAUUCGAUGAAGAUAUGAUGCUAGUCCCCGCACAAAUUCUUCUUGAUAUCUGCCGGGGCUUAAUCACCCGUGACUUAUCUGGCUAUGUCACUCUCGCCCAUGCCUCCAUCAAAGACUUUUUGACAUCCGACUGGAUCAAAUCUUCACGUGUCAGCUAUUUUAGCAUGGACCCGGCCACAGCGAACACCAUCAUCAUGCAAAAGUGUCUCACUUAUCUAUGUCUCGACAACUUCAAAGAUGGAUACACAAGUAAAGGGGAAAUAUCUCGACGCUGGAGAAAGCACAAGGCCCUCCCAUAUGCUACAUACAUGUGGCCCAAAUAUGCUGCCGCGGCGGAGCUGGGAGAUACCGAGCGAAGCUUGGUGCAGAAAUUCUUCAAUACGAGACACCUUCCUCGCCAGGGAAACUUUGGUACUUGGAUGCAGGUCCUGAUGCCGUCGGUGGGAUUUUCGACAAUCGAAAAGACGCAUCCACUGUAUUAUGCCAGCUCCUAUGGCUUGACAUCUGUUGUCAAGAUGAUCCUUGAAUUCGACAAGGAUCUUGAUAUUGAUGCCCCGGGAGGUCGGGUCGGUGCCACUGCUGUCUUCGCAGCUAGCAACAGGCAAAACUUUGAUACAGUGGAUGUGCUUCUGAAAGCAGGUGCCGAUCCCAGAAUUAUCGAUCCAGGAACAGGCUAUAAUGUUUUCGACCUGUCUAAGAUGUCCAAAUGGUCAGGUCUUCGAGGUCCUUUAAACCAUUGGCUGUCGAGGCAAGAGAUUGAAUUGCAAAAGAAAUAUCGAAAUAGAUAUGGGAUAUAA
Molecule: messenger RNA, 957 nt
Organism: Penicillium longicatenatum
Lineage: Eukaryota; Fungi; Ascomycota; Eurotiomycetes; Eurotiales; Aspergillaceae
Exons: 1
Coding region: 1-957 (318 amino acids)
Molecular function (GO): protein binding
Source: RefSeq, a predicted model, not a curated record